This is a messenger RNA of Eriocheir sinensis (Chinese mitten crab), 15133 nucleotides long. Its product is annotated as oxysterol-binding protein-related protein 1-like. The coding region runs from base 372 to 3965 and encodes 1197 amino acids. The record is from RefSeq and is a predicted model, not a curated record. NCBI's taxonomy places the organism in Eukaryota, Metazoa, Arthropoda, Malacostraca, Decapoda, Varunidae. Gene Ontology annotation, cellular component: membrane; intracellular membrane-bounded organelle; cytosol. The transcript has 25 exons. Gene Ontology annotation, molecular function: sterol binding; protein binding.
GCAGUGUUUUAUCUAGUGUUACACCCGUCGCACCACAGUGUCAGACUACUCAGCUGUUGUGUGACCAUUGCCUGCAGAAAUGGCCUUAGGGUUAGAGUAGGGAGCAAAGCUCACCCUUUUUUCAUGUUUGGCCCAUAACACCAGUAGGCAUUCUUCACAGGGCCUGCUGGUCAGCACCAGCCCAUCAGGGGCACAGACAAGUGUUUUAUAGAGGCACUAUUUUUGCUUGGCUCGUGCUGCCCCCCUGGAGCUCCACUCGAUCCUUUCUGGAGUUUCACUAAGAAAAUGGCUUGGCAGACUGUCACCAGGGCACCAGGAGUGCAAGAUUUUUAGUGCCCCUGAGGUAGUGCAACACACCAACACUCGGAGCCAUGGGGGACCUGGAGCAGUUUGAAGAUUUGUUGCUGAGAAGCGCACGGAACGGAGACGUGAAGACGGUAGAGGAAAUCAUCAAGGCCAAAAAUGACGGGAAGGUGGACCUCGACAUUAACUGUAAAGGCAAGACCAAGAGUAACCAGGGCUGGACGCCGCUGCACCUGGCCAGCUACUUUGGGCACAGAGAUGUGGCCGAGGUGCUGCUUCAGAACGGAGCGUCGCUGGACGAGCUCAACGAUGCGGGGGACACGCCGCUGCACAAAGCUGCGCUCACCAACAGAGAGGAUGUUGUGUUGCUGCUGCUGGAGCAUGGCGCCAGUGUGUCCACCAUCAACGGGGAAGGUCUGCGGCCGGGGAACCUGCCCCGGGACACUCAGGUGAUGAAGCUGAUUGAUGCUGCCGAGAGAACCGAGCAACGAAGGAAGGAGGAGAAACUUUUACACUAUGCAAGGGAGGGGAAGGCUGAGGAGGUCACCAAACUUCUGCGGGAGCCCGGCGCCCCCAACGUGAACUGUGUGGAUGCCCUCGGCAACACCAGCCUGCACUGUGCCUCCUACCGGGGACACAUUGACGUGGCGGUGGUGCUGCUACAGAAUGGCUGUGACCCUUCCAUCAAGAACCACAACAACCAGACCGCAUGUGAGUUGGGUCAGACUCAGCAGAUGCAGCAGGUGUUGAAGGUGCAGCCGGUGCGCAGCUUCCACCACAGCGUCACCAGGUUCGAGGGGCCGCUGCUACGACAGAUGCGCAUCCUGGGCUGGAGGAUGGUCUGGGGAGUGCUGGAGCGUGGGGUGCUGACCUUCUUCAACAGCCGCGCGGACGCCAGCUCUGGGGUGCGGCGGCGAGACUACAAGUACCUGGACAACUGCAAGGUGGUGCCCAUGAUCGGCGGCGACGGGGCAAUGUUCAUCAUCCAGUACAACGACGGCACGUGCCACCGCCUGGCCGCCACGCCCGACCCCCUGCACCCUGCCUCCAUAAACAGACAGAAAUGGGUGGCGAUGCUGAACAACCACAUCCGCUUCUCCACCCACUACGUGCAGCAUGGCCUCUGCAUCGAUGACGAGGACGAUGACGGACUUGACCGCACCAUGAAACCGCUCGGCUGCAUGUCUGAUGCCCUACAGACCGCCACGGCCCACCAGCAGUUAAUGGAGCAGCAGGUGGAGGAGCUGAUGGCCACCUUAGCCUCGUUGGAGCUGGACCACUCGCAGCAGGGGGAGGUGCAUGACAUCAUCAAGAGGUUCUCGCUGCUGGCCGGCACUGCGCGCAACAUGACCACCAGCCUCACACACUGUUUCUCCCUCAUGAAGCAGCAAGAGGAGGUACGAGACUUGCAGCUGAGGGAGGAGAGGGAGAAGGUGCGGGUACUGGAGGAGUCGCUGCGGGUGCUGGCCACAGAGCAUAACGAGCUCGAGGAGUCCAUCGCCUCGCACGUGUCCUCCAGCGGCUCCUCCAUCUACAACACACCAGCCAACUCCUACGUCUCGCUGCCAAGGCCUCGGAGGUUCUUCGACGCGGUCAGCGAUGAUGAGUUCUUCGACGCUUUCUCGCAAGAUGACGGCAGCGGGGGAACCCUAGUCAGUCUUCCAUCGCCGUGUGGAAGUGAAUGCUCCACUAACACACUCGUUUCCUGCAUGUCUUCCCUUCCCACCGACCCCCAGUCCCCACAGUCCCCCACACACCUCCCCUCCAGCAUCCCCUGUGUCCCCAAUGCCACCCUAGUCCCUACCAGUCACCAGAUGGAAGGGGACACCUACACGAUUCCCCCGCCGAUCAGCGAGCCUCAGUGGGACUCCUGUGAGGUAGACGGAGGCCCCGCAGGAGUCGGGACGCACAUGAACUCUGUCUCCGGGACGUUGACGGGGCUUGUGAACACAGUCUCGGGGAUGGUGAGCAAGACCAGCCACACCACAGUCUCCUCCGGGGUCCUGGGCACUCCCGGGGCGGAGAACAGUUACUCGCAAUUCUCCGGGUCCAACCACACCCACAGCUCUCAGUCAGCCUCGUCCCUGGCUGUGGAGACGCCGCUGGUCCGGACGUCUGACCUGAGUGACCACAGUGACGGCAGCGACGAGACGGUCACCAGCGAGUCGCGUCGCUGCUCUGAGGUGGAAGAGAAGUCCUCCUUCAGCCUGGUGUCCCUGGGCGGCACACGCUACAGCUCGCCGUCCCUGGGCCCGCGGCGGUGCUGGCGAUCAUGGGGCAGAACCAGUCUGCCCGCGCAGCAGUUUCAGCGAAACGACUUCUCGCUGUGGUCGGUGCUGAAGCAGUGCAUCGGCAAGGAGCUGUCCAAGAUCACGAUGCCGGUGGUGUUCAACGAGCCGCUCUCCUUCCUGCAGCGCAUGGCCGAGUACAUGGAGUACGCCUGGCUGCUGGACAAGGCCGACGCCCAGCAGGACCCCAUUGUCAGGAUGCAGUACGUGACGGCCUUCGCGGUGAGCGGCUUGGCAUCGAACUGGGAGCGUGUGGGUAAGCCAUUCAACCCACUGCUGGGGGAGACGUACGAGCUGCAACGAGACAACUACAGGAUAGUGUGCGAGCAGGUCUCCCACCACCCUCCCGUCUCCGCCUUCUACGCCGACUCGGAGCACUGGAACUUCCACGGCUCCAUCCACCCCAAGCUGAAGUUCUGGGGCAAGAGCGUGGAGAUCCAGCCCAAGGGAUGCCUCACCGUGGAAUUCCCCAACCACGGGGAAGCCUACACCUGGAGCAAUGUCAACUGCUGCGUGCAUAACAUCAUCGUCGGGAAGCUGUGGAUUGAGCAGUACGGGUCCAUGGAGAUCACCAACCACGCCACGGGUCACAAGUGCGUCCUGACCUUCAAGACGGGCGGGUGGUUCUCCAAAGACCUCCACCGCAUCGAAGGCUUCAUCAUGGACAAGAAGAAGAAGAAACACUCCUUUAUGUAUGGCAAGUGGACGGACUUCCUUCGCGCCACAGACAACACGUCCUACGAAGAAUACGUGAAGACCAACGCCCAUAAGUUUAGCAGGCGUAGUGACAAGGGUGAUGACGGCGCCCCGAGCUCCACCAGCCCCGCCAACGCCCCUCGGAAGGUGUUCAAAAAGCUCAACUCCAUCACCUCCUCCUUCAGAAUGGGCUCAGAGGCAGAGGGUGGGCAUGAGGCAGAGGAGGGGGACCUGCCACCCGGUGCAGAGGAGCACGAGGAAGGAGAGGGAGGCUACCCACGCUCAGAUUCCACCUACAGCAUCGACAUCCCCAACUCAUUGACGCUCUGGGAGGUGGACCCCAGACCUAACAACUCCUCACAGUACUACCACUUCACGCUCUUUGCCAUGUCCCUGAACGAGACGAGCGAAGAGCUGCACCGCACGCUGGGGCCCACAGACUGCAGGUUACGUCCAGACAUCAGGCUCCUGGAGAAUGGCGACAUAGACGGUGCCGCCAACGAGAAGAACCGCCUGGAGGAGAAGCAACGAGACGCACGCAAGAGCAGGAAAAAGAGCAAAGCGGAUUGGAAGGCCAGGUGGUUUGAGCAGGGGACCAACCCAUUCACGCGCCAGGAGGACUGGCUAUACAGCGGCGGCUACUGGGACCGCAACUUUGAGCACAUCGAUAUCUUCUGAUGGCAAGGCCGCCCCUUCCCACUGCCCCCGACACCUGUGCUUGCUGGAGGGCCACUGAGGGCCCCAGGGUCAUAAUGGAGGUAGCUGGUAGGUCUUUGUGAGUCACUGGCCAAGGUCACACCAUGGAUUUCCUGUGAGUGGUGGAUCAAGGAUGACAUGUAUGCAAGUUGCCACUGUUUGUAAGAAAGAUAGCAAGAGAGAGAGAGAGGGAGAAAGAACGAGGGGGAUUUUGAAGUGUUAGGCACAGAGAAGAGGUAUAUAUAUGUAUGGAGUGUUGUCUGUGUAAGGUCGAGUCUUGGAGGAGCAAAAGGGAGUGUUUACGAUGCUCUUUAAGGUAAGGAAUUGAGUGAAGAAUUGUUUGUGCUGACUGAAGCGAGGUAACGGUUACCGACAAGAGAGAGUCAGAAAUGUUGAAGAGAAUAAUUUUGUAAGGAAUUGAAGCAAGGAAACACUACCAACCAAUGAGAGAAUGUUUGGAGUGUUCUAGUUGGUUUCAUAGAAGGCUGGAGAGAGGAAACAUUACCAACAAAAGAGAAAUUGUUUAAGAUAUUGAAGGCUAAUUUUUUAUGGUCUAAAGAGAGGAAACAGUUGCGAAUAAGAGGCUGUUUGAAAUACUGAAGGUUAUUUUUCUCGAGGUCUUGAGAGAGAAAACAUCAUCAACAAAAGAGUAAAGGUUAUUUUGUUAAGCACUAAAGCAAGGAAACAUUACCGACAAACGAGAAAUUGCCUGAAAUACUGAAGGUUCAAUUUUAUCAAGGUCCAAAUAAGCUUCAGUUUGUGGGAGCUAUGAGCAAGACUGUCUGAAAUAUCGAAGGUUAAUUUUUAUCAAGGUCCAUAAAAGCUUCAGUUUGUGGGAGUUUUGAGGAAGACUGUCUGAAAUAUUGAAGGUUCAUAUCAUCAAGGUCCGUAUAAUCUUCAGUUUGUGGAAGCUAUGAGGAAGACUGUCUGAAAUAUCGAAGCUUCAUUUUUGUUGAGGUCCCGAAUAAGCUUCAGUUUGUGGGAGCUUUGAAGAAGGCCAGGGAAGCUUGAGUGUGUUUGAAGCUCCCUGCGCUGUGCCCAUCUGGCGAGGCUUGGGCAGGGUCAGCGUGGUGCGUCACCUCUGAACGUCACUCCUGUGUGUUGUUUAUUUAUGCAAGGAAGAAAUGUCCAGUUGUUUUAUUACGUCGUGUUGCUUCAGAGUACAAUUAUAUGCAUUACUUUCAACUUUGUUAUUAGAGAAAUUGUGUUAUAUACUUAUUUUACUGAUGUUAAUUUCAACCAUUUUCAGAAAGGGGUGCAAAGGGCUUCUGAAAGUUAAAACGCAUUACCAAUAUUACUACUUUUAUGAUUAUUAUUGUUGUUAUUAUCAAGUUACCGAGCAUCAUUGUUAAGUACUAUAGUCUUUUUCUUUUAUUAUUUACAGCAAUGGAAGCAGCUUGUUAUUAUCAUUACUAUUAUCAUCAUUAUUGUUUUCUAUAUUAUGUAUUUUCCUCUUUUUGUGUCUUUUCAAGUUGAUUCCAUCCUGUGUAUUGAAUCAUCGUGUCAUUCUUGCAGUCUCCAGGUUAGGUCAUGUUAUUAUUAUUGCUGUUUUGUAUUGUUAUCAUUCUUUUCCAACUCACUUUGUAUCUUUUUCCACUUGAUUCCAUCCCAUGCAUUGUGCCGUUGUGUCAGUCUCCAGGUUAGGUUAUUUCUUUGCUGAAGUUCAUGGCAGUCUCUGUUGCCUUUUCGGGUUGAGAGACGAGGCAGCAGAUGAUUGUCCACCAAACACUGAUCACUGAGGUCCUGCCUGGCUUGAACUUUCCCAAAUGCGAGUUAAUUUUUAUACUUCUUAUAGGUCAGCUUGAGAUUAGUUGAGUAUGUUGUUUUAGUGCAAGAUAUAUCAAGGGCAUUGCUAGAGAGAGAGAGAGAGAGAAAGAAAGAGAGAGUGAGAGUGAGAGAGAGAAAAAAACGUGUAAUGUAUGUAUGUGUGUACAUGUGUGUGUACAAGAAGUGACGGAAGACAAAUAUAAACCAUUUUUCUGAGUUCGCCAAUAAGCAACGUAGAUAUCAGCUAGCGAUCACAUUUCUGUACGCCAUAUAUCCUAUGUUCGCCGUAUGUACCAGCGUAAAUAUAACAUGCUUUUUAUUUCUAGAUACAACUAUGUCGAAAAAAAUUGUUUACUAGUUAUUUAAAUGAUUGUUUAUUAUUUCUAGCUUUAGGUUAUUGAGACGCAACCCACAAAUCACAUGGACGAAGGGGGGAAGGGAGGUGAGGGUGCCGUCAUGCCCUCUCCCACCCCCUCAAAAAGCCUGUGCAGUAGCUCCCACCACCACCACCACCACCACUAGUUGCUCAGUCUGUAGGUCUGUGUCUGUCUGUGUGUCUCUGAAUGUCCAUACACUGUGUUCUCUGUGCUUGCAAUGGACCAAUAUAAUGUUUGCUGUUCGAGGCUUUCAUGUUAUACCGAGGUGUGUAGGUAAGCCUGUGUGUCUAUUUUGUGGAGGUAGAUCAAGUAUGUACACCUUGUAAUUAUAUAUGGGAAUGCCAAUCAGGGUUCUGGGGUGUAGGAACUUGUACAUAGUCGCAGUGUGUGUGUGUGUAACAUGUCCCGGAGAGCUCGUAUGCUUUAGGGAAACUAGAUUGACGAGACCGGUUUUUGCACUGGUUUCCGCUAGUCCAUACCUCCCCAUCUCCCUGCCUUUUUUUUUUUUUUUUUUUUUUUUUUUUUUUUUUUUAAAAGCAGAGUCAGUUCAAGGGCAUAAAAAAAGGAAACAAAUAUGAAAAAAAAAAAAAAGCCCGCAAUACAGUCCCAACACCUAUUUCUUCCACUCGUAUGUUGCCUAUAGCUAACAUAUGAGGGGAAGGGAUAGAUGUGUGGGCUGUGUGGCAGAGCGGAAGGGAGGAACGGACCUAUGGAAGCCAACGGAAAAAAGGUCUCGGCAAUCUGGUUCCUCUCUAGACCCUCCGUGUUAUAUAGAAAACUGUAUCAUUAAUAUUAUUCCAUGUUAUGCUUAUUUAUGAAAGAAACUAUACUAAUCCGUUUUUAUUUUGCCAUAUGGUUCUGAAAUUUAUAUUGUUGUUGCAUAGUUUAUUCCCCUAUAGAGAGUUUAUUACUGCGUGUUGUCCUAUGUCGUUGUUUUAGGGAUUUUUGUUGAGGUUACGCUUUUAAAAUUCAACUAAGGUGACUGCCAAGGUUCAUUGAUGGUGGGUGUGAGGAGAGAACCAUCAGAACUUUGCACAUUGUUUGUUUACAUUCAAAGACCUUAAUGCUGGGUUAAGAGGAGUGUCGGAUUCAAUGUUCGUCGUCCUUAAUGCAUCGUAAUGUUAUGUUAGGAGGAGGAUCAGAUCUCCCACGAAGCUUUUGGUCUUAAUAUUUUAGUCUUGUUUUGUUCGUCAAGCAAAACUACAUAGAAGGCAUUUGUGUUCCUUUGCUGCAGUCGUAAAUACAAACACGUCUGUCCUAUUAUGGUUCGUCAAGCCAGAGUAGAAAGCAUUUGUGUUCCUUUGCUCCACUGGUGAAUAUAAACACAUCAGUCCUCUUAUGUUCAUCAAGCAAGAGUAGAAGGCAUUUGUAUUUCUUCACUGCAGUCGUAAAUACAAACACAUCUGUCCUGUUAUGGUUUGUCAAGCAAGAAUAGAAGGCGUUUUGUUCCUUUGCUGCAGUGGUCAAUAUAAUCACAUCAGUCCAUUUAUGUUGAAGCGAGAAUACGUAGAACGCAUUUUUGUUCCUUUGCUGCAGUGGUAACUAUAAACACAUCCGCUUGUCUCAAUUAGUGUGGCAGGAGAAGGGGAUCACCUCUUCCGCCCGGAGAGGAGACCGGCACUUUACGCCCAGCAGGUAGACCAUCACGUGCCAUUAGCAGCUGUGCAGUGCCUGAUAGCAAAAAGCAGAACAUAUUUUUGCUUACACUUUACACCAGAAGCAAAAGGAUGAGUACAAGGGAGCAACGUUUAGAAGGUGUUUGGAGUUGUAACAUGUAACAUACUAUAUACAUAUUUUAUUUUCGUCUAUGGUAGAGUGAGGUUAUGGCUGAGGUGGUAUUCUAAAACUCUUAGGAUGUGAGGGUUGCCUGAUGUGCUCAACUGCUGAUGUAUUCUGUUAGUUCUUGUUUGCCCUCGCGGUGAAGUCACUGUCCUGUGAACGCUGUCACUGUAUAGUAACCUUGAAGAGUGCACUCAUCAUCGUCUGUCCCAGGUGUGUCGCGCUGGUUAAGAGAAACUUCCUUCAGACUCAAACAUGAUCAUAAAUGCUGCUCAGAAGCUCCACCAGAAUAGAGAAUUACAAACUCCAUCUCCUUCUUGGUCCAUUGCCCACAAAGGGAGUAGAUUGUCCAUCAUUCCUUGCCCUUGUCAAGGUCACAUUCUAUAGAAUUUGGCAGACUUCAAGCAGAGGUGAUUUUCCUGCAGAAUGUUACUUCUUGAGUAGAAUCACCAUUAUUCAAAACAAGCUUCAAUUGCUUAUGAUGAAGAGUUCAUAAAACAAAACUGUUCUGUCAGUUAUUGGACUGCAUUUUUAAUCUGGUUUUAUCUGUUUUCUGCUGUCUACGUGGAAAUAAGUUAUCUUUAAAAUAAUAAUUUUCUUCAUCUAAAAUUUCAGCUUCCUGCAGCUACAGUAAUUUCACAUUAGUUAUGAGUACUAUUCUACACAUUUUGAGCUCACAGUCAUUAAGACAAACAAGGUCAACCUGAACCCAAUAUUGCUUGUUCUCCAAACCAUCAGCCACACUGCACCUCACCGCCCCGAGGCCCAGCGUGUGUUCUUCAGGCCGGUGGUACAGCUGUUCAGUGUGCCCCAUCAGUGCUCAGCUCGGUAUACUGACUUUGUCCUUACCCAAUGAUUGCUGGUAGUCUUAGUACAUGAGCUUAUGUCACCAAUUAAAGGGCUGUAGUUAUACGUACUGUGUGAAGCAUGGGAAAGCAGAACUGGCAAGACAUCAAAGGCUCUGUACUGUUGUGAAAUAUGUGUUUUGUUCCUUUAUGUCGAGUCACUGGAACCUGUCAUUUGUGCAGCUCUCCUGAUGGUGAGGGAAGGAAGGACGCUGUGUUGCUGUGGUGUCUUGAGGGUUCAGUUUUCCUGUGCCUCGUGCAUAGCAGUGACCUUUCAUUCCGUGUGUUAGUCAGGCUACCAUGAAGCUUCUCUGAAUUGAAUCAUGUAGUCUAUAGGACGGUAAGACUUAGAAGUUAUUGUUAUGUUCUUGAUUCCAUUACACUGACCCCAAAAAUAUUUGAUUACUGUGUCUGAAAACGUUGUACUAAGCGAUUCACAGUUGUGCAGUGAUUCCAAAGUGACAGUUUCUUGAGCUAUGCAAGGAGCUUCUCUUAAUCACUCCAGAAGGCUAACCAUGUAACCAAAAUGAUGUGUGUGAGUAACUGAGAGAGUGAACAAAAGGCUUGAUCUGAUCUACCUCACUCCCAAGACCAAAACAUGUGUAAAUCACUGCUGUGCACACAAUAACUCAUUGGUCCGUCACCCUGAGUCUGGCCGGAGGAAGGCUGUCGUUGCUGCUUUGUGAACAUCUACGAAACACAUCAAGUUUUUUGUGGGAAUAUAAGUAAGAUAUUAAGAGCAUCAUAUUGUACUUUCCGAUAUUUAUGAUACUAUAGGAGGUAAACAUACUCAACUUAUAUUUUGUAAUCUCACUUGCCACUACUACAUACUGUACUCUAAUGAACUGCAUAAAUAAGACUUAAUAUACUGAGUUACUUGCACUUCAUACUUACUUACUAACAAGGGACAAUACUACUAGUUCAACCAUUACACUUACGGAUUCUGGCUGAACUUUGAUUAAUACCACUCACUGUUACCGUUAUGAAAACCAAGAAGCAAUACAUUUCAUUAAUUUUGAGAACCUCUUUUAAUGAUGGCGUACAUGACCCAAAUGAUUUAUAUAUGUCUUGUUAACCUGAUCUAUGUUUCCUCAAUGUCACUCAAACCCCAAGAUGUGUUAUUUCGUUCCUAUUGACGUGAUCUGUUUCUCUUACGUGACUUCAGCCUCAGAUGUUUUCCAGUGGACUUCCUUUCUAAUGCAAUACUCAUAUGCAGCCUCAUACCCUGAACUUCCUAACAUACUUACCCUUAACUCAUGCCCCCUCCAACAUGUUACCCCUUAAACUUCCCCUCCAUACAUACCCCUCACAUACCCCAAACUUCCCUCCAUACUUGCCCCUACCUCGUACCCCCUUCCACAUACUCUGAACUUCCCUCCACAUAUUCCUCUAGCUCAUGCCUCCUUCCACAUACCCUAAAACUUUCCCUCCAUACAUGCCCCUACCUCAUGCCCCCUCCCACAUACUCUGAACUUCCCCCCACAUAUAUAUUCCCCUAACUCAUGCCUCCUUCCACAUACCCCUAAUCUUCCCUACAUACAUGCCCCUGACUCAUCCCCCCUUCCACAUACCCCAAACAUGCCCCCAGCUAAUUCCCAACUCAUCCCUGACACAUACCCUACCUCCCUGUAACUUGCCAUGGUAUUCCUGUGCCCAGAAGACCUUACCCAUUACCAGUAUAUGUUGCCACGCCAUGACUAUUUAAUUAGCAGGCAAAAAGGACCCUUGGCGGACUUCACUGACGCGGCACUUGGAUAUCGUAGUAUGAUUUCUUACUUUUAUAUACUUUUGUUCAGUCCCUGGUAUCGUUAGUUAAUCCAGACGAGAGAUGGCUUUUUUUUAUAUUACCACAUUUUAUUAUUACAUUUCAUCCUUUUUUUUAGUCCUUGUAAUCCUCCUUCUAUCCGACCCUCAAUUUUUACUUACCAUACAUUUUCCAGUCCUUUUAAACCACCAGUCAACACAAGAGAUGGCUUUCACUUUUUAUUAUUACAUUUCACCCCUUUUUUAAGUCCUUAUAAUCCACAGUCAAAAUAAGAAAUGACCUCCUUCUAUCAGAUCCGCAAUUAUCACUUCUCAUUAUUAUAUUUUCCAGUCCUUUUAAAUGAUCAAUCCAGACGAGAGAUGACUUACUUAUAUCACCAAUUUUUUUCAUUACAUUUCACUCCUUUUUUGAGUCCUUACGAUCCUCAGUCUGAAUAAGAAAUGACCUCCUUUAAUCAGAGCCCCAAUAAUUACUUCUCCUACAUUUUCCAGUCCUUUGUUCCUUUGCUGCAGUGGUAGAUAUAAACAUGUCAGUCCUAUCAUGUUCGUCACACAAGAAUAGAAGGCAUUUGUGUUCCUUUUCUCAAUCAAGAUGAGAGAUGACUUUUCGUACCAUUAUUCUUUCGACCGUGAAGUACACACAAAGGGUCGGUCAGGACGAUACUCUUAACAUGGAACUCACUCACUAUACACCUAAGUUACCACUACACCAUUGAGCCUAGGUGAGAAUGUGCCAGUGGAGAAGUCUCACUCGCAACCCUCCUAACUGAUUCUCCCUGAAGCCAGAUUUUGCCCAACCUCCCUCGGGUCAAACGCCCACCAAUCCCCAGCACCAGAGCAGCCAUGCCCUUCCUCUGUCACCCGUGCGGAGGGGCUUAUUUCCUGACAUGUUCUCACCCUAGGCGGAAUAGACUAUACAACAUGUUCGGAUUAACUUGACGUACUGUACAGCUUCUUCUCCUAACCUAAACCAUACAAUGACUAUCGAGUUUUUCAUUUUUAGUUUUUGUUGCCCUUGAGCUGCUUCCAUUGCUGUACAAAAAGAAGCAUUGGUUUACUUCAUGUCUAAGCUUCUGUUCCUCCCAAGCUUAGAGGUUAGAACGGACUUGAAAAUCUAAUAAUGCAAUAAUGAUGAAGCACUUAUAGCUAUUGAUAAGAGGUUAGGUUAAGGAAGAAGCUUGUGUAAGUUAACCAGGACGAACUAUACCCUUGAAAUUUUGCCUUACACUGGAACAUAUCAUUCCCUUGUUCUAGAUACAGCGAGGACUCUAGAUAUGCCAAAGACUCCCUAUAAGGCCUCUAAGGUCUCUCCUCCUCUUCCUCCUCCUCCUCCUCCUCCUCUCACUCUUUGCCACCAGUAGUUAGUCAGUCAUUUCGUCAGACAGUCAGGCGGUCUUACUGGUGGAUGCUGGGAAUGGCUAAUCUUACUGGUGGAUGCUGGGAAUGGUUAAUCUUACUGGUGGAUGCUGGGAAUGGUUAAUCUUACUGGUGGAUGCUGGAAAUGGUUAAUCUUACUGGUGGAUGCUGGGAAUGGUUAAUCUUAUUGGCGGAUACUGGGAACGGUUAGAUCUUAUUGGUGAAUGCCGGGUUGGGUUGGGCGGGAUUCAUGCGCUUAUAGAGACGGUGUGCAAAGCCUCGUAAUAUGGAAAACAUUGCAAAGUAUGUAAUGAUGAUGGAUUAUGUCUUCGUUAACGACAGUGAUGUAACUGAUGGAUGCUCAAAAAGGGCGACACUUAUAAGAAUUCCUAAGAUUACAAUUUAUACUAGACUAAAUUUUGUUACGAGAUUAUCAGUGUUAUUUCAGUUUGUGAUAAAAAAGGUAAAUAUGGAGAGUCACUACGCGCCUCCAAUAUUGCCCCCACGAGAAUAAUAACCGGUAAAUAUGGAGAAUCACUACGCCCCUAAAAAAAAAGACCUAUAAUCUGCUAACUCAAUGGCGAAGUUAAACAGGCGCGCGAGAGGGAUUGGGACUCGGAGGAAAGCUUCAAAUAUCUCGGCGUUGUGUUUGAGAGCGGCUCGAAGCGCGUGAAUCGGAACCUGAAGGCGCUGUGAUGGCCUCAGUCAGUGUGUCUACCAAGGCGUGUGUCAUCGCUUGUCUGUGUCGCUCCUGCCGUAUAGUGACUAGGCCCAUAUUCUCAAACAUGUCGAGGCUUACACACACUCACAUUCGGUAAGGCUUUCGUAGAGGUUGUUUUGGGUCUUGGGUAGUUUUAUAAGCCAAGUGAUAGUUUGACAAGGUUUCUGCACCAUGAACGUAAAUAAAACACACAUGAGAACCCGACCUAUCUCCUUCGUGGGCCUUUGGAAAUCGAUGUUUUGAGAGCCGGAUACGUUCUAAGGAUAUGGGCCGAAGACUUGAGCAAUAACCCCCGUGACCUGUGUAACCAGCGACACACACACACACACACACACACAUACACAUAGAUAGCUACUUUCCUGCCGCCUGUCGGUCACUGUUGUUCCCUCUAUGCCAUCAAUUUCCCAGGACGCCCCUUUAUAGGCCCGUCCAGCUCACGUGUAGCGCUGAAGAAGGGCUCAGAAACACGACUAUACUAUACACAUGAGGCGCCUAUACCCACGUUCACGUUAACUUGGCGAAAUAGCUCAUCCCCCCUCCCAGUAAGCAUAUGUCAUUGGCUGAUCCAUAAGCUAGCCAGCACGCCCCUUCCUCAUAUCAGGUUGCAUUGAUUGGCGGAUGCUGGGAACGGUUAGAUCUUACUGGCGGAUGCUGGAAACGGUUAGAUCUUAUUGGUGGACGCUGGGAACGGUUAGAUCUUACUGAUGGAUCUGGGAACGAUUAGAUCUUACUGGUGGAUGCUGGGAACGGUUAUAACUCUUACUGGUGGACGCUGGGAACGAUUAGGUCUUACUGGUGGAUGCUGGGAACGGUUAGAUCUUAUAGGUGGAUGCUGGGAACGGUUACAUCUUAUUGGUGGAUGCUAGGAAGGGUUAGAUCUUAUAGGUGGAUGCUGGGAACGGUUACAUCUUAUUGGUGGAUGCUAGGAAGGGUUAGAUCUUAUAGGUGGAUACUGGGAACGGUUAAAUCUUACUGGUGGAUGCUGGGAAGGGUAAAAUCUUGUUGGUGGAUGCUGGGAACGGUUAAUCUUAUUGGUGGGUGCUAGGAAGGGUUAGAUCUUACUGGUGAAUGCCGGGUUGGGUUGGGUGGGACUCAUUCGCCAAGUUAGCGUGAACAGGGUGUAGGCAUCACGAAUCACCAAGUCACCCCCUGCUUGCUAUACCGUCACGCCCACUGUCACACCACCUCGCUGUCCCCACGUAGCUCAGCACCGAUCAUGUCUAGCUCGCCGCCUCCCUUCACGCAGCGAGGCUCAUCUCACGUCCGCGCACAGCUGAUCAUGAUUGUGGUGUGUACCGUACCAUAUGUAUACCUCACACACGCACGGUACCGUACCCCGCCCAGAGCGCCAUAUACAUACCCCCGUGGUGACCGAGGAACAGUGUUUAGUGGAUGUAAUGUUGCUUUGUUUGUAUUUGGUAGCAAUUUUAGGUUUCUUAUCUCUCCCCGACGACCAGACACACCCAUUGAUCCCGCGUACCAAGGUCAUAGGGAACAGUCGCCCUCAACACACACACAUACACACACGAGGCGCCACACACACUCCACGCGCAGCCAGGAGAAAUAUUUAUCCUCAUCAUUUACCAUAGUGAUUGACAUACGUAUAGUCAUUUCAAUAUACCCAGUGAACCCAAGCAUCAUUAUUUGUCCUUUUGGUUAUGUAUUGAUGAGCUAAAUAGUGUUUGUGAGUCAGGCAGUGAGGAGUCGAGCAAGAUCAAGCCAGUCGAGGCGCGUGAUGAUGCUUAAGCUGAGUUUGAGGCCCUUCAUCUCAUGCUUCUGUAAGGGCGAACAUCAUGUCACUAGAUUAUCGUACAGCAUAUCGUAUCUUUUCAGGUUUCAGACUCAAAACUCUCGUAUACCCACACACAUAACGCCAUUCAAUUAAAUCCAUCGUUCAAACUCUUAAUUAUUGAUAUGUUUGUAUUUUUGUAAUAGUUAUGAGUAAGAAACGGGAAAAUAUAAUGUUUGCUGAGUACGAUAAUAUACGUAUUCUGGUAACGCUUUAAGUCCUGACCCGACGAACUCAACACUGGGUUAUCUCUCUCUCUCUCUCUCUCUCUCUCUCUCUCUCUCUCUCUCUCUCUCUCUCUCUCUCUCUCUCUCAUACCUGUAAAAUCUAAUGAGAAUGCAAAUUAAACGAGAGAGAGAGAGAGAGAGAGAGAGAGAGAGAGAGAGAGAGAGAGAGAGAGAGAGAGAGAGAGAUUGCCACGUUUCUAAUUAGCGCUCUCACCCUCACCUGUCCAACACCUGUGCUCACCUGGCAGCUCGUGGCGUAAGGUGCCUAAUCAAGCCGUUCACCUGAGUUCCGCGCCACCUGAGCCAGCUGGUGCAUUCCUUAAGUCACCCCCAGAAUGCCUUCACGCCAUCCAGGGCACGCCGCCCCCCCACAACAAACGUUCAGGCCACCACGCCAUGAGGUCGAGGUGUGUGUAUAGUUGCGUGCGUGUUUCCUUCCCGCGACAUUCAUACAAUUAUACAGAUAUGCCGAUCGAUGUCCUUCAGUGUAGAGGAUAAUUAUACAUAUAUACCAUCUUUCUGUCU